Molecule: messenger RNA, 3924 nt
Organism: Ceutorhynchus assimilis (cabbage seed weevil)
Lineage: Eukaryota; Metazoa; Arthropoda; Insecta; Coleoptera; Curculionidae
Source: the annotation of a GenBank genome assembly
CACACACCAAGUUCAUUUUUUCACGCCAGUUUAAAAAUUCGAUUUUUAAAUAUAUUUUUUUUCAAAAAUAAGCGUUUUUUUUUCGGAAAAAAAGUAUACAGAUAGUAUUAGAAUGACUAAAAGAAUAAUUUAAAAAUGUUUUUGAAAAAUGUGAAAGUUGCCCAUUAUCAAUCAACGCUAUUAUCUAAAAUAGAAUUCUGAAUCUGACGUCACUUACAUAGAAUUCUAUUUAUUGUGAUCGGCUGUUUUCGUUCGCAGAUUCUAAACAACCAUUCCGCAUUCCUCGAGUGAACGGCUUCACCGAAUGGACGCUGCGGUCGCUGCGUCGCAGCUGUCUAAUUUUCAUAUAAAGGAAGAUAAAAUAUAAAAUAAAGGAAUUUAUUUUCAUUUGUCAAUUUUUUGUUUAAAUAGGUCAAAGGAUUCGUCAGAAAUAUAAGGCACAAUGGCCAGAGGACAACAAAAGGUUCAAUCACAACAAAAAGCUGCAGAAAAGGCUGCUAAACUCAAAAAGCAACAAGGACAUAGUGCUACUGAUCAGAAAAAGGCUGCUCAAAAAGCUUUAGUACAUGCUUGUGCUAUUUGUAAGGCACAAAUGCCUGAUCCCAAGACCUAUAAACAACAUUUUGAGAAUAAGCACCCUAAGAAUGAUAUGCCACCAGAACUAAAAGAUGAGUGAAAGCAGAGAACUUGGUCUCUUCCAAUGAAUUUUUAACACAGAUAGAGGAAAUAUCAAAAACUACAUUAAGUUGUGUUGACAACAUCCUUUCUUGCUAGAGGGGAUGAUGCAAAUGUAUAUGUUCACUUCUUUCUUAAGCCCGCAUUACAUUUGUGUAGAUCUUCAUGUAUUUGUGCAUGAAAAAUUACAUGAAUGUGAAGCGGAAAUAUUAGCUGUUCAUUUGACCUAAAUGUAAUAGGUACCUACAUGUAUAAAUAAAUGCAAUAGAACUUGUUCUAUUUUCUGAGUAUUUCAUUGAUACCAACCGACGAUUCUAACCUAACUUUUUUCAAUUAUGGCGGUUUCUGCCUGCCAAUCAAAUUAUUUUGUAAAUGUGUUGAAUCUUGGCAAACACUAGGUGUAUAAAGUGUUUGUUCCAACCCAGCAGGAAACCGUACAUUUUACCGUCAAGAUUCUGCAACAUAAAAUUUGUGCGUAGAAUCCGAAAUUCGUAUACAGAGUGGUUCAGAAAUCGUUCUUGGGAUGGUUUUUUGGCGGUUUGGAACAGACCUCCUAUAAAUAAAAACAAUUUUACAUGUUUAUGCACAUUAUUUAUUUGUGUUUUUUUUUUUGGGAGAGGUUGGUACCAUUGAAAUUUCGCGCAUUUAUGGAAUCGAAUGUAAAACAGUUGAUCUUGUGCAGAAAUUCAUGAAUGGAUACAUAUAUAAAAUAAAUACAUGCACAUGAAAAUGUAAUUUUGCUUCGUUCACACUUAUCAGCAAAGUACUACUUGCCUUAUGUAGAUCUCAUUGUACCUAUCCAGUUUAGGUUAGUUUGGUUAGACCAUUUUUUUGCUUUUGUAAUCAUUUUGGCUAAGUUAACAAACCGAACAAAUCAUUUCUAAAUGUUUAUGGAUUUAUGGAAAAAGGAAAAGCAUUUUUUUUUUUAAUUUUUGGAGUGCCAUUAUUAUUCAAUUUCACAUAUUUUGAAAUACAAAACUAAAGCAGCUACAGUACUUGAAACUAUUUUUUUUCCUACUAAUGAGCAGUAAGUAAAUUGGGAAAUACAUACAAUAAUGACUAAUAGGUCAAUUCUGCGCACAUCUGUAAGCAAAUCUAUAAAUUUCUAUAGGCCUACAGACACUGCAAAAGGCUUCGAUUGUCAAACAGCCCAUCCGAAAUAUUUACAAUCCUAUAAGAUAUUCUGUAAUCUACAGGAAGUGCAUAAUUGCAAAUUGUCUAUAGGCUUAUAAAAAUUUAUAGAUUUGCUUACAGAUAUGCACAGAAUUGACACAAUAAUCAAGUUUACUGGUGCCAAAUUUUUUUCGGCAGUGGACUUGCUAAGUGUAAACGAAGCUUCAAAUGUGAAGCCAGGAAUGUGGUCAACACUUUAGUCUAGGAGGCAUCUUUGCAACUGAGGUUAGCUGGUUCUAUGCAUAAUACAGUACGAUGUCAGAUCCCCUGAAUGCAAGGCUAACACACUACACAAAGGAAAGCAUAUCUCCAUAAAACCUGUUUAGUGCACAUAUCAAGCCCCCUCACCAUGACAAAGUACCAGUGAUGACGUAGUCAACAUGUCGUUUUUUGCCUUGACUCAUGGUGUUUGCACCUGAGGCUAUGAUUCCGCUAGCUUUUACUUUAUGCAUACUGUUUAGUCCCUAAAUUAACAAUCUAAAACAAACUUCUUUGAGAUCUGGUUUGCAUAUUCAUCUUUGUUAUGUUAAUCAAAAUAAUCAAAUCAAAUUUAUAUUUUAAACUCUGACUACUAGCGCAAACAGCUGAUGAUCCUCGUGUAGUGUGUUACUCUUGCUCUGAACUCCAAUUAUCCAUGCUCUGACUAUUAGGAAUCGCCAAUUCUGCAGAUCGAAUCCGAGUCCUAAAAGCACACUUUAGACAAACUUUAAAAUAAAAAUUGCGAUGUACAAGGUACAAAAUAUAAAAACAUUAUAUGUGGUCACUAAAAAUAUGUAAUAUCGAAAUUUCCGCCUGUGGCGCUAUUAGGAAAGGACAGAUUAUAAAUCUUCUACUGGAUAUAAGAACUCCAACUCGGGUCGAAAAAAAUUCCCAAUCCGGCCCUGCCUCCACUCCUAAUUAAUCUGGGUAAUUGGAGUUCCACUGUAUCUUUACUUGGUCAGAUGGUAUUUCCCUGGCUUCACCUUUUUUUACCCGCUAUGUGUUAACUUUAUAUAGGUACAUUUUUCUGAUAGGCUUACAGUUGCUGAUAACUUUCUUAUGUGAUAUAUAUAUUAUAUAAUAAUGUCGAUGUAGUGCAACUUUAGUUAGUUUGAUGCAUUUUUUACUAGUCUUACAGCAGCCUGCAACCACACUCACCACUCAUAGCUAAAGCUUCAUUAACUCGGUCAAUUUGGAUCUGUUGAUCUAUAGAAGUAUACUAUUUUUAUUAUCUCAGUAGAAUGGUGCCUUUAUUGUUAUCAUCAACUUUCACAAUAUCAAUACACCUAUCCCGAAUUAAGAAUACACCUGAGUUUAGUAACUAUUCAGUUGGGGCGUUAGAAAUAGUAUACCUACUUAUUGACCCAUAUAAAAACUUGUUAAAAUGCAAAGCUGCCUCAUGGACUAGAAUUUUUGUUCGCUGUGUCGAGUCUCUGUGUUGAAAAUUCAUUUGUUCCUUAUUGCAAAAUUGACGCUUCAUAUUUCUUUUUCCUAUUAUUUUGCAAUAAGUCCAUUUUAUUUUUAACCAUAUGUGUAAUGUUGACAUUAAUAUCUGUUUGAAAUCUUGAAAAUGACACCUUACUGUCUUUUGUUUCCCUGCUCCAUUGCCUAUCCCCAUUUCCCGUCCUCAUAUUUUCCAUCCAUUUUUCUGGUCUUAUUUUUUUACAAAGGCAAAAAAGUACAUAAUAUUAUUAAUCAAUCAACAAAUUUCAAAUGAAAACACAGAUUCAAAAGUUAUUUAUUUUAAUUCAAUAUUAUAUUUAUGAUGUGGUAGGUUUUCUCAAUUUUUUAUUGAUAAAUAUGACAUAUUACUUAUUAUAAUUAAAAACGAAUUUUUUGGUUUUUUUUUCAAAUAAUUAUGGUUAAAAAUAAGAUAGUGUAGGACUAUCCUCGACAGAAAAUUCAAUUAACGUCUCGAGACAUAUGACCUCUCGAGUGUAAUGGAUAAUUUUCUGUCUCGGACUCUAUACUAUUAUUGAAUGCAGAAUGCAGGUAUUUUUUUUUAUAUAAGUACUUUAAUUUAAUGAAUUUUUUUUUAUUUGUAUAAAUUUGUAAUGUUUUCUUACAUUUAUAAAUAAACUAAAAAGUUGUUUCUUA